GUGGGCUUGAACGGGGAGGAGAAGAAGCGAUUUUGGGAGGAUUUGGACGAAGUGGUAAGAGGAGUGCCUAGCUCUGAGAAAAUUGUUGUAGCAGGGAAUUUCAAUGGUCACAUCGGGAUGGUACCAGAGGGCUAUGGCAAUGUGCUUGGGGGUUAUGGUUUUGGGGAGAGGAAUGAUGAGGGAAAGGGGGAUAGGGUGCUAUACAAGGACUAUAAAGUCAUUCUGAGUGAGAACCUUUCAUCCCAGCACAGGCUUCUGGUGAUGCAUUUAGGCUUAAAGAAGGAUAGGAAAAGGAAGGGAGAGAAGGGACGUCCUAGAAUUAAGUGA
Capsicum annuum is the source of this 327-nucleotide messenger RNA. RefSeq lists its product as uncharacterized. The annotation marks the transcript as partial. The transcript has 2 exons. Lineage: Eukaryota; Viridiplantae; Streptophyta; Magnoliopsida; Solanales; Solanaceae. Gene Ontology annotation, cellular component: nucleus. The record is from RefSeq and is a predicted model, not a curated record. Gene Ontology annotation, biological process: chromatin remodeling.